This is a messenger RNA of Macadamia integrifolia, 1646 nucleotides long. Its product is annotated as transcription factor Pur-alpha 1. Gene Ontology annotation, biological process: regulation of transcription by RNA polymerase II. The record is from RefSeq and is a predicted model, not a curated record. The coding region runs from base 467 to 1306 and encodes 279 amino acids. Gene Ontology annotation, cellular component: nucleus. Gene Ontology annotation, molecular function: RNA polymerase II transcription regulatory region sequence-specific DNA binding; purine-rich negative regulatory element binding; DNA-binding transcription factor activity, RNA polymerase II-specific. Lineage: Eukaryota; Viridiplantae; Streptophyta; Magnoliopsida; Proteales; Proteaceae. The transcript is spliced from 5 exons.
UUAGGCCAUUCGAGGGUAGGGGAGGGGCAGCGUAAAAAAACGCUAUUUGUUAGGAAGGAAGACGUUAAAAGGAGGAGUAUGACGAUGGGACUGGGUCAAACGCCAUGGCUCCCAACACAAAUCUUAACCCUAAUAUGCAGAAGCAGCAGCGGCCGCAGACCCAGAAGUAGAAAGAAGACGACCGACUGUCCACUUGUCCUACACUUGUCCUUCAGAUCCUAGUCCACUGCUCCAACUUCCUCCCUAUCAUCCCUAACCUGAAUUUCCCUUCCUUAACGCGGUGAGUAAAUUUAUGGUUGUGCUUCCGCCUUCUUUGUCUUACUGACUCUUUGAGGAGUUUUAUCCUGGCGUCAGGGAUUCCAAGCGUUUGGAGGACCUUCCGAGUUGCUCUGGCGGAACUACUUUAGAACUAGAAGUCUAGAACUAGAACUUUUAAGGUUAGGGCUUAGGGUUUAAGGCAUAGAAUAUGGAAGGAAAUUCUGGCGGAAACGACGUGGAGUUGCUCUGCAAAACCCUUCAGGUCGAGCACAAACUCUUCUACUUUGACCUGAAGGAGAACCCUCGAGGUCGGUAUCUCAAGAUUUCUGAGAAGACUAACGCUAAUAGAUCAACUAUCAUCGUUCCCGUCAAUGGCAUUUCCUGGUUCUUAGAUCUCUUCAAUUACUACGUUAAUUCCGAUGAACAGGAUGCUUUUAGCAAGGAAUUACAGCUCGACACCAAGGUGUUUUAUUUUGACAUUGGCGAGAAUAAAAGGGGUCGAUUUUUAAAGGUUUCGGAAGCAUCUGUGAGUAGGAACCGCAGUACAAUCAUUGUACCUGCAGGAAGUGCCCGGGAUGAAGGGUGGGCUGCAUUCAGGAACAUCUUAGCUGAGAUCAAUGAAGCUUCUAGGCUUUUUAUCCUGCCUAAUCAGCAAAAUUCUGAACCUUCAGAAAGCCUUGUGGGCCUUUCUGAUGACGUUGGUGCAGGUUUCAUAUCUGGUCAUAGUACUCAACCUUCUCCGGCAUCUGACUUAAAUGUAGAUCGGUCAGUUGAAUUGCCUCCACAAGAUGAAAUGGGUAGCCUAGGGGUUUCAAAGGUGAUCAGAGCUGAUCAGAAGAGAUUCUUCUUUGAUCUUGGGAGCAACAACAGGGGUCACUUUUUGAGAAUAUCUGAGGUGGCAGGUGCUGAUCGCUCUUCGAUCAUUCUCCCUUUAUCUGGGCUAAAACAAUUCCAUGAAAUGGUUGGUCAUUUUGUGGAGAUCACCAAAGAUCGAAUUGAAGGGAUGGCAGGUGCAAACGUACGGACGGUGGAGCCCCCACAGAGAUGAUUCUGUUGAUUUUGUUUUGGUGAAGCUCAAGUGUUGCAAUUUGUCUGUCUGAUCUAUACUAUCCGUUUGGCUAGGGGGGUGCAUAUUGUUCUUUUCUUAUUUCUCUCGUUGACGUCUGUCCGAAAAUAAGCUAAUUUCUCCAGUCGACCUAUUGAGAAAUUGUGGUUGUUUGUCAAGCUUAUUUCUAUUCUAGUAAUAAUGGAAAACGGGGUCUGAAAUCAUGUAAUUCUUGCAAUUAUGAGCAGCAGCAUGAAGUGGAACAAACAAUACAUCUGGACUUUUUGAUGGUUUUUGCCUUUUCAUUUCCGGUAAUCAGAAUCUGUUUCAGGUUGUUUGUUCG